Messenger RNA from Fulvia fulva, 861 nucleotides. Its product is annotated as Vacuolar iron transporter 1. Gene Ontology annotation, cellular component: fungal-type vacuole membrane. The record is from RefSeq and is a predicted model, not a curated record. Bases 1 to 861 code for a protein of 286 amino acids. Gene Ontology annotation, molecular function: iron ion transmembrane transporter activity; manganese ion transmembrane transporter activity. The transcript is spliced from 3 exons. Gene Ontology annotation, biological process: intracellular manganese ion homeostasis. NCBI's taxonomy places the organism in Eukaryota, Fungi, Ascomycota, Dothideomycetes, Mycosphaerellales, Mycosphaerellaceae.
AUGUCGAACCACCACGAGAACACUUGGUCGAACGUCUGCGAUGAAGCGUUUCGCGUGCCAUCUUGUGGUCACCUGUCUCGACCAUACCCGCCAAAGCCGUUUGCAGUGAAGGAACUCGCGCACAUAGAAGUCGAAACUGCGUCUGCAAGAUCCACGCCAAAGUCCAAGAAGCACGAUCAUCGCGGCGUGUUCAUCAGGGACAGUAUUAUUGGCUUUGCAGAUGGCCUAACAGUGCCGUUCGCGCUGACAGCCGGCCUGUCCUCACUCGGAUCGUCGAAAGUUGUCAUCCUCGGUGGCUUGGCAGAGCUCUUCGCAGGCUCGAUCUCGAUGGGUCUGGGUGCGUAUCUUGCUGCAAUUACCGAGCGCAAACACUUCGAGGUCGAGGAGAAGAGGGAGCGCAGGAAGACCAGAGAGUGUCCGGAAGCUGAGGAGCAGGAAAUUCAUGAUAUCCUUGGCCAGUAUGGAAUCUCAAGGAAUGCGUCCAAAGGUGUUCUUGCUGAUUUGAAGAUGAACGAAGACAUGUGGGUCUAUUUCAUCAUGGAGAUGCAGCUGAAGUUAUCCAAGCCCUGUGCCAAGAUGGCGCCACUGGAGGGUGUGAUCAUGGGUGCUUCUUAUUUCCUGGGCGGUCUCCUGCCCAUGGUGCCGUACUUCGCCAUUCGCAACGUCAGCCAUGCACUAUUCGCAUCCAUAGGCAUUACUGCUGCCAUCCUGGUCGUCUUCGGCUAUACCAAAGCCCUCAUCACCGGCACCACGCAUCGCGAUGCAGCUUGGAGUGCCGUUCAGACCUUGACGAUCGGUGCCUUGGCAGCGGCAGUGUCUUAUGGCAUCGUCCACGGCAUGAACGAGUCGAAGAUGAUCUGA